AUGUCUCGCUCUCUUCUCAUCACCGGCGCCACAGGCAAACAGGGCGGUGCCGCAAUCAGAUCCCUCGUAUCCAGAAACGCAGAUUUCAGACUCCUCGCCGUCACCCGUGACAAAACUUCUCGCUCGGCCCAGAAGCUCGCAAGUCUCUCACCCAAGGUUACCCUUCUUCAAGGCGACCUUAACGACACAGACGCCAUAUUUGCGCAUGCCAGAGAUUUGAGCAAUUCAACUCCAUGGGGAGUCUUUAGUGUCCAGGCUCCGAAAAUGGGUGGAAAGGGUGCAGCCGAUGAACAAGCCCAAGGCAUAUCUCUCAUCGACUCUGCUCUCAAAGCCGGCGUAAAACAUUUUGUAUACUCCUCUGUCGACCGUCAUGGGGAUAAAUCCAUCAAUAACCCAACCGACAUCCCUCACUUCAUCAGCAAGCACAACAUCGAACACCAUCUCAUCAACUCCACCAAGUCAAAUGAUGCAAUGUCUUGGACAAUCCUCAGACCAGUAGCGUUUAUGGAAAACCUCGACGGUGGAUUCGUGGGCAAGUUGUUCGCCACCGGAAUAAAGGCGAGACUCUCGCAGAAGCCUCUACAGCUGAUUGCCACAGAGGACAUUGGCGGAGCCGCGGCCGAAGCUUUUCUUCACCCCGAAGAACACAAAGGAAAAGCGAUUUCGCUAGCCGGGGAUGAGGUCACUUUCCCGCAAUUAAGUGAAAUCUUUCGCGAAAAGACUGGAGCUGACAUUCCCCUCACUUGGGGUAUUUUGGCGAAGUUACUCCUCGCUUCGUCCAAGGAGAUGCGCACCAUGUUUUCGUUCUUUGAGAAGGAGGGAUAUGCUGCAGAUAUCGAGGCGCUGAGGCGACAGUAUCCACGACUAAAGGAUGUAAGAACAUGGCUGGAAACCAGCCCAUACAUGAAGAAGUGA
Molecule: messenger RNA, 915 nt
Organism: Trichoderma virens Gv29-8
Lineage: Eukaryota; Fungi; Ascomycota; Sordariomycetes; Hypocreales; Hypocreaceae
Exons: 2
Coding region: 1-915 (304 amino acids)
Source: RefSeq, a predicted model, not a curated record